AUGUCUUUCUCGGCGUCCCGUAUGCUUCUGCGCACCCCUCAGAUCGGCCGCAUCGCUGUGCGCCACGCCUCGACCACAUCGGAAGCUGCCAACGCUGCCUCCAACGCUGCCUCCAAGGCCACAAGCCAGGCCUCGCAAGGUCUCUCAAAAGUCCAGUCGUCGGCCGAGUCGGGCAUCUCAAAGGCUGCCGGAGCUGCCGGCAGCGCCCUGAACAGCAUUGGCGGCCGCACCGGCCAGGUCAUUAGCUUUGUCCAGUCCAUGAUCCCCCCUACCGUCUACUACGGCAAAGUCGGUCUCGAGCUGGCCAAAAUCGUCGCCCGCGGCCAGAAGAUGAGCCCACCUAACGUCCAGACUUUCCAGACCUACGGCCAGAACCUUUUGAGCGCCGUCAAGAACCCCGGCGCCAACAGCCCGUCAAACCCCUUCCAGGCCAUGCGCAACAUUGGCACAUCUCAACUCAUCACGGCUGGUGUUGUGGCUGCUGAGAUGAUUGGCUUCUUCACCGUCGGCGAGAUGUUCGCGAAGAAGCCAUCAUCGGCUGCCACGCAGAUACAGACCCCAUCCUCUGGACCCGCGUCGAAUCCGCAACUCUUUGAUCAUGACGAUGACUCGCAACCUUCGAACCGGAAGCGCAAGAGAGGAAGCGAGCCAGUGUCGGCUAGUCUGGACUUCUUUGGCGGUGGUGCUUCGGCCAAGGAGAGAGAGCACGACUCUGGCGACGACCAACCAAGACUGCAGCAAGAACAAGCCCUAGUACCUUCUGCCUUGAGCGCUGAAGAACGCAAGCAACUGCUCGGCCGCCACAAAGUCAAGCUCACCCUGUUCCACCAAAGCAGUGAGGCGCCCGCAAAGAAGAGAAAGAAGGAAAAGGGCGACAAGGACAAGAAGCAGUCAAAGAAGUCGGCCGAACAGGCGACGCCUCUGUACCCUGCUCCUGUCGAAGAUUUCAACACUCUUGGGCCCAGAUACCGCAUCUCAAAGGCGCUGCUACGGAACAUCAAGGACAACGGCUACAGCACAACGACCGAAGUCCAACUCGCCGCAUUGCCGCUGCUGCUUGGCUCUCGCGCAGAUCUGCUCUCGCCCGACCAAACGCCUUCAGAAGGUCAAGAAGAGGCCAGUGUGCUGGAUGUCGACCUCCUGAGCAUUGCGCCGACAGGCAGCGGAAAGACCCUGGCCUUCAUGAUUCCCCUGAUCCACGCCCUGGUCCUCUCACGUCGUUCUCAACCGCAAGCCGGUCCCCAAGCCAUCAUACUCGCCCCGACCAAAGAGCUCGCCAGCCAGAUCGCCAACGAGGGCAGGAAGCUGGCUUUGAAUACCGCCAUCCGUAUUACCAAUGUGCGCAAGGGCAUGCAUCUUGGCUCGGACCAGCCGACCUCCACAGACGUUUCCGAGAAGGACAUUCCCCCUGUCAAGGCCGACAUUCUCGUUUCAACCCCUGCCGCCCUGAAAAAUGCCAUCGGAGACGCGCAAACUUCCUCACAUGCUCUUUCUCAAAUUCGUUUCCUAAUUCUCGACGAGGCCGAUGUCCUCUUGGACCCCCUCUUCCGAGAUCAAACUCUGGGUGUAUGGAACGCCUUAUCGAAUCCCAAUCUCCGUCUUGGUUUUUGGUCUGCCACUAUGGGCUCUAAUAUUGAGGAGCUCGUCAAGGCCACCAUCAAAUCCCGUGCGGAGACUCUCUCUGGUGCCAGCACCAGCCCUGUUCCGAUCGCUCCAUUCGUGCGUCUAGUUGUUGGUCUGAAAGACUCAGCUGUACCCAACGUCGAUCAUCGUCUAAUUUAUGCCGCGACCGAGCAAGGUAAGCUUAUGGCUCUCCGUCAGCUGCUGCAUCCCACAUCAACGGGUGUCGACAAACAGCCCGUCGUACGCGCUCCCUUCCUCAUCUUCACUCAAACCAUCGAGCGAGCUGUGGCUUUGCAUUCCGAGCUUCUCUACGACAUCCCAGCUGAAGCAGGUGGUAUCUCGCGUAUCGCCGUUCUGCAUUCAGAUCUCUCCGACACCGCUCGUGAUCAUGUCAUGACACGCUUCCGCAAGGGUGAGGUCUGGAUUCUCAUCACCACCGACUUAUUGUCGCGCGGUGUUGAUUUCCGUGGUAUCAAUGCCGUAGUAAACUACGAUGCACCAUCGUCUGCCGCUGCAUACGUACAUCGUGUUGGCCGUACAGGCCGUGCUGGUAGAGAAGGCGGUGUUGCUUUGACCUAUUACACAGACGACGACGUGGCAUCCAUCAAGACAGUCGCCAAUAUCAUCGUCGCGAGCCAAAAGCAAAGAGGCGCGGCCGGUGGCACAACAAACAUCCAACAAUGGUUGCUUGACGCCCUGCCGACACCCAGUAAACGUGACAAGCAGCAGCUCAAGAAGCGUGGUAUCGAGACUAGAAGAUCUGCCUCGGGCAAGGACACCAAGACCGGCAAGCCCAAAGCACGUAUCAGCACAAAGAGCGGCUACAUUCGAAAGCUUGAGAACAACAGGAAAGGUGCUGUUGCAGCGAGUAGGAAUCCUCAAGAGUCAGGCGAUGCAUCCGACUCGGGCGAGAGCUUCGAUGGAUUCGAAGAAUAG
Aureobasidium pullulans EXF-150 is the source of this 2559-nucleotide messenger RNA. Its product is annotated as P-loop containing nucleoside triphosphate hydrolase protein. Gene Ontology annotation, biological process: maturation of SSU-rRNA; proton motive force-driven ATP synthesis. NCBI's taxonomy places the organism in Eukaryota, Fungi, Ascomycota, Dothideomycetes, Dothideales, Saccotheciaceae. The transcript has 4 exons. The record is from RefSeq and is a predicted model, not a curated record. Gene Ontology annotation, molecular function: nucleic acid binding; ATP binding; RNA helicase activity. Gene Ontology annotation, cellular component: 90S preribosome. The coding region runs from base 1 to 2559 and encodes 852 amino acids.